This is a messenger RNA of Colletotrichum truncatum, 1332 nucleotides long. RefSeq lists its product as uncharacterized. The record is from RefSeq and is a predicted model, not a curated record. Lineage: Eukaryota; Fungi; Ascomycota; Sordariomycetes; Glomerellales; Glomerellaceae.
AUGGUGCCAAGGUUCUUUACCUGCUCUAUGUGCGAAAGGCCAAGCGCUCGCGCGGUUGGAGCGGGCUGUGAUAUGUGUACUAGUUACUUCUGCGAGAUUCACAUGUCACCGGCUUUUCACAAAUGCAGCAAUGAGAGUUUGGAUGAUCCAACGUACGAAGCCCUCGUUGUGGACGAAAUAAAGCGUCUUCGUGCUCAAAUCAAUGAGGAGGCAGUCUGCAAACUCGCCUCCAGCCUCAAUGGCGGCAAAAAUUGCGUCGUCGAAUACCCUCAGAAGGCUGUUGGUUUGGGUGCUCUUACAGGAUGCGCGAACUACCACGUCCGCAUCCGGUUCGAAAAAGAUUCCACCUCCUGGCUCAUGAGAAUUCCUCGGAUUUCUGGAUUUGCUGUUGGGCUCCCUGUUUCUCUCGCAGAAUACCUGAUCCGGAGCGAGUAUGCAACCUUGAAGUUCUUGGAGAAUACGGCAGUGCCGGCGCCGCGACCCUACUCAUUUGGCAUCCCGUCUCAAGGUACCGAUCAUGGAAUUGGAGUCUGCUUUCUAAUUAUGGAAGAAUUGCCAGGAAAACCGUGGGACGGUCGAGGGGACACUUUGAAAAUCUGGAAGGGACUCGCUGAGAUCUUUGGAGAGUUGAACAGACAUUCAUUCGACAAAAUAGGAUCACUAUAUGUUGAUUCUCCUGAGGAAGAACCCAUAGUCUCAGCCAUAGCCAGCGACAGAUUUGUAUGUCUCUACCCUUACGGGCCGUUCGAGACUUCGGCAACGUAUUACGCUGCCUGGGCUGAGCAGCACCUUCUACUGAUCGCGGACGGCCAGCUCUAUCCUCAGUUUUCUAUCAGAGCCUACUUGGUAUAUCGCUUCCUCCAAGAAAAUGCGACUCAGUUGUCUGAUACUGAAGAUCGAUUCUUCCUAAGACAUGUUGAUGACAAGGGUGACCAUUUGCUAGUGGAUGAGGACUCAAGUAUCACUGGAAUCAUUGACUGGCAAAUGGCUCGCAUCGUUCCACGAAGAGAGGCGUUCGCGCCAUCACUUGUGUCUGCCGAUAUGAGCGCCCUUUGCAAUGGUGUUGUCUCACUCAGUGCGGCAGAUGUUGCAUUAAGAGAUUCAAUGCUCGAGAAGGCAGUGGAUAUGGCAGGCUUUACGGAAGAUGAGAAAAUACGAAGAUUCUUUUGGGGAUUGGGACUUGAAUCCAACUGGGCCUACGCGUUACCAUUGGCAAAUGCAAUCCUACAAGUCUUUGGGGUUAAGCAAGACUGGAAUGAAUGGGAGAAGACAGCGCUGGAGCGCUAUGAGGAUGAUGAACGAUUGAAUGCUAUUGUAAAAAAGGUUUCCUAG